This is a messenger RNA of Pan troglodytes (chimpanzee), 5166 nucleotides long. RefSeq names its product FHF complex subunit HOOK interacting protein 1B (gene FHIP1B). The transcript has 9 exons. Bases 497 to 3013 code for a protein of 838 amino acids. Lineage: Eukaryota; Metazoa; Chordata; Mammalia; Primates; Hominidae. The record is from RefSeq and is a predicted model, not a curated record. Gene Ontology annotation, biological process: endosome organization; endosome to lysosome transport; early endosome to late endosome transport. Gene Ontology annotation, cellular component: FHF complex.
GAACCAAGAGGAGAGGCGGUGUUCCUCCCUUGGAUAGCCGUCGGCGACCCCGCCCCUGCGUUUAGCCGUUGCCAGGAAACAAGCGUCCUUGCUCGGGUUUGGUCUGGCUCAGCCAAUGAGCUGGCACGCCAUUGCCCAGUCGUGCGUCGCCGGGCGGUUGCGUGUGGUGCGCGGGGGCGCGGGCUGCGUGUGGCGCGGGGCGGGGCGCGGCUGGUGCGCCUGAGAAGCGAUGGCGGCGGCCUGAACUCACCUAACACCGCAGCAACAACCGGGCCCGGCCAGGUUCGGCAUUCCGUGAGUGAACGAUUUAGAAAUCUGGACUGGCCAGUGGCCUCUGGGCUUGCCAUUCCAGCCUGGUAUAACCUCUGGCUCCAUGGGCAGCUACUGGCUCCUACAGACCGGAUGAAGCAGACUGGAGACACAAGUGGAGAAAACCUCCAGCUGGCAAAUCCUCAGAGUGUAGGCCUCUGGCUGCCAGUCCUGCCCAGCCUGCCUCAUGGAGAGGAUGAAUUGGCUGAGCAGACUGGCCUCCCGGGGCCCUGGGCACCGUAUACCUCAAGGGGCCAAUCUCCAAACCCCAGUCAUGGCUGAUCCCGAGACCUGCCUCAUGGUCUUCAAGAAUCACUGGUCCCAGGUGGUGCGAAUCCUGGAGCGGCAAGGCCCUCAGGCAGCUCCUGGGGGUGCAGACGAUCUCAGUGCUGUGCGCAACCACACUUACCAGAUGUUGACACUGCUGGCAGAGGAUCGUGCAGUUCCCUCGGCCCCCACAGGCCCUGGGCCACUGCUGGAGUUUGCUCUGCGCGAGGAUCUGCUGACCCGUGUGUUGACAUGGCAGCUGCAAUGGGAUGAGCUUGGGGAUGGGGUCGAGGAACGGCGGGCUGAGCAACUGAAACUAUUUGAAAUGCUAGUGAGCGAAGCUCGCCAGCCACUGUUGCGGCAUGGUCCAGUUCGUGAGGCUCUGCUCACCCUGCUGGAUGCCUGUGGCCGCCCUGUGCCCAGUAGCCCAGCACUGGAUGAAGGCUUGGUGCUACUUCUCAGCCAGCUGUGUGUUUGUGUGGCCCAGGAGCCUUCAUUGCUCGAGUUCUUCCUGCAGCCACCUCCUGAGCCUGGAGCUGCUCCCCGUCUUCUUCUCUUUUCUCGCCUUGUCCCUUUUGUGCAUCGAGAGGGCACCCUGGGCCAGCAGGCCCGUGAUGCCCUACUUCUUCUCAUGGCUUUGUCAGCUGGGAGCCCCACUGUGGGCCGCUACAUCGCGGAUCACUCUUACUUCUGCCCGGUGCUGGCCACAGGGCUCAGUGCCCUGUACUCAUCACUGCCUCGAAAGAUUGAGGUUCCAGGGGAUGAUUGGCACUGUCUGCGACGGGAAGACUGGCUGGGAGUGCCAGCCCUUGCACUCUUCAUGAGUUCCCUGGAGUUCUGCAAUGCAGUAAUUCAGGUGGCUCACCCCCUGGUGCAGAAGCAGUUGGUUGAUUAUAUCCAUAAUGGGUUCCUGGUGCCUGUCAUGGGUCCUGCCUUGCACAAGACCUCUGUGGAGGAGAUGAUCGCCAGUACCGCCUAUCUGGAACUUUUCCUACGGAGUAUCUCAGAGCCUGCUUUGCUCCGUACCUUCCUGCGAUUCCUGUUGUUGCACCGGCAUGACACCCACACCAUCCUCGACACCCUCGUUGCUCGUAUUGGCAGUAACUCCCGGCUCUGCAUGGUCUCUCUGAGUCUCUUCAGGACCCUCCUGAACCUCAGCUGUGAGGAUGUCCUGCUGCAGCUGGUUCUCAGGUAUCUUGUUCCAUGUAACCACGUUAUGCUGAGCCAGAAGCCGGCUGUUCGUGAUGUGGACCUAUAUGGACGAGCAGCUGACAAGUUUCUCUCCCUAAUCCCACGCUGUUGUCGGCACCACGCCCCCAGCCCACCUCGUCCAGAGCAUGCCUCAUGGGCACGAGGUCCUGGAAGCCCAAGUGUGGACUCCUCUUCUGUGAUGACAGUACCCCGGCCCUCCACACCAUCUCGUCUGGCUCUCUUCCUGCGGCAGCAGAGCCUGGGUGGCUCUGAGUCUCCAGGCCCAGCCCCUUGCUCACCAGGGCUUUCUGCAUCCCCAGCCUCCAGCCCUGGCCGACGGCCUACCCCUGCAGAGGAGCCUGGAGAGCUGGAAGACAAUUACCUGGAGUAUCUGCGUGAGGCACGUCGUGGUGUGGACCGCUGUGUCCGAGCCUGUCGUACCUGGUCUGCCCCCUAUGAUGGCGAGCGGCCCUCUCCUGAGCCCAGUCCUUUUGGCUCCCGGACUAAGAAACGCAGCCUACUGCCUGAGGAGGACAGGAACAACGUGGGGGAAGGGGAGGAGGAAGAGCUGGGGAGUAGGGGGCUGGCUGGGGGUGCAGGGGAGGGCCCUGGUCACCUGCCCCCUCCCCAGCUCAAUGGAGUGCCAGGAUCAUGGCCUGAGGGGGCGAAGAAGGUUCGUCUGGUGCCAAAGGAGGGAGCUGGGGAACUGCUAGAGGGCAUCUCCGAGGGCAUGGCAGGACUAGAGGGCUUUGGGCAGGAGCUCCGGGAGCUAGAGGUGGCAUUGAGCAAUGGGGGAACUGGCUCAGAGUCCCCCUUAGAACCUCCACUGCCCCUUGAGGAGGAGGAGGCCUACGAGAGCUUCACCUGUCCCCCUGAGCCCCCUGGCCCCUUCCUCAGCAGCCCUUUGCGGACUCUCAACCAGCUGCCAAGCCAGCCCUUCACUGGUAAGCUACUUAGUCUAGGCCUUCCCUUCUGUGUACUCUUUGCAUGUUCUCGACAUGUUUGUGCUGGUUUCUUGGACCUCUUGGCCAUGUCAUUUCUGUGUACUUGCCUAGCCCCUCAUCCAUCCUGCUUGCAUCACUUCCAGAUACGUGUCAUGUCAUACUUGUGUCCCUGUGUCUGUCUGUACGUCUUCCAUGCUUGUGCUGGUUUGAGUAUUGACUUAUAUCUGAGCCUUGUAUGUAUGUCCUAUGUGCAUGUUCCUCCUCUUUCCCUAGUCUGGCCAUUUCCUGCGAUUUGUAAUUAGGAUAUUCUGUGUUUGAUGUUUCCUGGUGAAUCACAGCAAUAUUUCUGAACCAUAUUGAAGACAUACGUGCUGUCCUGUAUGGAGAGGCACCUAAACACUCUCUAUGCCAUUCCGUCCAGUUUAUCUGUCUGGGUCUUGGGUUUUCUGUCAGCUCUCCUGGGGCCUAAGGUUAACCUUCUGGUAUUUUUCUCCCUACUCAGCUCCUUCCUCCCCACCUCUUCAAAGAAGGACUUGAUUUCAAGUUUUUCCUGUUCGCUUUCCUUGUACCUUCUUGGUUGCUGUGACUGUCUGCUAGCACUAAGACUGUCUUAAGCAGAUAGAGUGCAAUUUCUUUGAAGGCAAAUGACAAAGCGUGGCCCUGAGCUCCCUGACUGAGUUCAUUUGGACUCUCAAGGAUGCGCUGGAGCUAGACUCGAUCUGAGUGGUUGGACUAACUCCUCUUUGUUUUUGUAUGAGAGCCAGCUUACCCCGCCAUUCUAAACCUCAGGCCAGGAAAACCAAAAAACAAAAAAAACCAACCAAACAAAAAACAAACCCACCUCUGAGAAGUAGUAGCUAAGGCUAAGAUCACAGGCCUUGGAUUAGGCAUACCUUACAUUAGCCUCCCAUCUCUGCCAUAGAUGCAUAUAAAUCAUUUACUGCAAUUAUGGCACAUUGUGAGAACUCAGCAAGUGGUAGCUUUUCACUAGGAUCUCUGGGUACAUAGCAGAUUUAAGUUGACUAAGGCAAACACUCAUCUUCCAGUUGUUCAUAGUCAGAUUGUCAUGCCUUGAUAAGUUCAUGUCCUGACUGGGCCUGGGAGAUGCUGGCCAUCCUGCUCAUACAGCACCAGGGCUUCUGCCAUGGAGUUGUGCCAAUUCCCUCUUCUUGCCUCCUGCAGAAAAUCUAUCUUUCCAUUUAUUUAGCCUCUGCUCUGUUCCUUUCAGCUCAGUACCACUAGGUGAUAGCGUGCAGGUUUUACCACAGUCUUGAAGUAUUAAUUGAAGCUUUUGUCUUUUUUUCCUUUGGUAAACUUAUCUGAGCUUUUCAAUUUUUUUUUUCCAAGAAACUUCCAGGAAAUGAAAGGAACAGGACAAAAUUAUGGGGCGUCUUAGGACUCUGUUAAGCUAGAGUUGUUUUGAAGCUAAUGCUAGACAUGUGCACCUGGAGUGAAAAAUGUUUUAGCAUCUUUUUCAGGAUUCACUCCCUCCUGCCCUCCAUCAUUCUCCUGUCUCAAUUCAUAGUACAGUUCUUAGAUAUACUCCCUUUCCCCAAAAAAAUCCCUAAUCAGAAGGACUGUGAUGGUUAUAGAGGCCUACUGCUGGUGAUCUGGCUUAGCUGAGGUCAGUUUUCCCAGUGGAUAAUGCUGAUCCUUUCCCUUCCUUGUCUCCCACCAAAGAGUCUGUCCUCAGUCAGUUUCUCUGCCCCUGCACUAAGCUAUCCUUUUACUACAUAUUCUGUUCCACCGUCUUGGUUCCCAGCUUCUGAAAGACAAAACUGAUGUCUUGUCUGGUCCUCCAAAUAUUUUUUUCCCUAACUUUAAAUUGGCUCACAUAGUUACUUUGUCUUUGCAACACCAUCUUCUAGCUUUCUUUCUGAGCAGGUUUAGUGUUAUCCUCCGUUUUUUGUGGAACCUAAUUCUUUUUGGACCUAAUUACUUUCUCAACCUAUUUGUUCUUCUGUUGUGCCUCUUGGGUGAAUCUUUUAUAAAAACAAUAUGUAAUUGUAGCUUAUGGUUAUAACUGAACACUUAAAAUUUGCCAGAUCUGAGGCUAAAUGCUUUAUAUUGAUAACUCUUUGAUCCUCUUCAUCACCUUAUGAGGUAGGUAUAUUUUCCUAUUUUACGAACUAGGAAACUAAGGCUUGGACAAUUUUGACCUGUCCAAACUAGUAAAGGGCAAAGCCAAUGAAACCAGAUCUUUCAGAGUCCAGAGCCUAAGAUCUGGCUUGUCAGCUUGAAUGUGUGUAAAGCUGGCAUCUGGAAUCUUGUGGGUCCAUAUGGUGUCUGCCAUCUUAUUUCCUCCAGAAUAGGUGGCCACGGGAUAUUUAAACAUACCCAGAGGCUGACAUACAAAUACUUUUCAUCUGGUGGGGGUCUCUUGUUUUGGGGAGGAAUGCGUGCGAUGUGCAUUGUGUUCAGGCUUUGUAUCCUUGUGCCCACCUCCCCCCCACCC